AUGGAGCAUGAAGCUCAAGAGCCUCGCAAAAAAAAAGGCCGGGGUGCUGACCAACUGACCGUUCAACUGCUCACGCUGAUCGACGGAGAUCUAUCGCGCGAGGUCGAGCGCGUUGCCAGCGAAUCUUCCGAGAAAGGACAUACGUUCGAAGACUUCUACCGUGAGGUCGGCUUACUCCUGGUUCCUGCGGAUUACAGUGAAGACCUAGAUGAGGAGCUGUGGACCCUGACCAAGCGCCGCGACGAAACAGUUCAACGCUGCUCGGCACGUCUGCGAGAGCUUGCUCAAAUGUACGCCGAGUUGCCGCAGGAUGCGCAAACACUUUCGGAGAAUCAACUCUGUCGCUACUUUCGCCGAGCUAUGCCUCCAAACUGGCAAGACAAGCUUGCAUUUUGUGGAAUCUCCUACGAAACCAUAACAGAGCUUGCGAUGUACUUUGAGCGACUCGAAAGGCGCGAAAGACAGAAUGGCCGGGAGCGCCAGAAUGGUCAAGGAAAGAAUGGUGAAAGGGGUCAAGGUCGGCGUGACCAGCAACGCCCGUUCAACGACCGUAAUGACCGUUGA
Peronospora matthiolae is the source of this 564-nucleotide messenger RNA. The record is from the annotation of a GenBank genome assembly. NCBI's taxonomy places the organism in Eukaryota, Oomycota, Peronosporomycetes, Peronosporales, Peronosporaceae.